GGCAGGCUCUCCGUGAUUGAAUCCAGCUGUUGUGGAAGUGCUCGGAGGGGGCCCGUCAAUUUGCAUUGCUAAAUAAUAAUGUGUAGAGCCGACGGAGCGGGGCAGAAGUGGAGCAGUCCAUUUUGAAAAAGGACCUGGUCCAUGCACCGAAGCUCCAGCUCGGAUCACACACACUGCGCUUCAUGCGAACGAAUUGGUGUCCGCGUUUGCGUAAAGACGCAUAGUUUGGAGCGCAGAGAAAAGAUCCCCGCGGAUAGAGAAAGGACAGUUUACGGGCCGUUUACAUCUUUGAACGCAACACGAUGUUUUUUGUAAUACUCGGCUUCAGGUUAUGCUCGUCAGUAAGGAUGUUGGCGGCGCUGGUGUCUAUUCUGCUCUGUAUCCGACCUGGACACGGACAGGGCUGCACAGAAGGUUUUGCAUAUGACCGCAGGGCAAGGCAGUGUAUAGAUGUGGACGAGUGCCGGACGCUGCCAGAUGCUUGCCGGGGAGACAUGCGCUGUGUGAACCAGAAUGGAGGCUACCUGUGCAUCCCGAGGACCUUGUACAACCAACCGUACAGACCAGAGACCCCGGUCCUGCCCGAGCCAGUUUACCCAGACACAUCGGUUGGAUUUCAAGACACUUUCCCUGCUGCUGCUGCUCCCAGAUCUGUGGAGCCCAGCUACCCCAGGGUGAGGGGCACCGCGCAAUGCCUGCUGGGAUACACUGCUGCAGAGGAUGGCAGCUGUAAUGAUAUUGAUGAAUGUGAGACCAACUCUCAUCACUGUAACCCCACGCAGGUCUGCAUCAACACGUCAGGUGGUUACACCUGCUCCUGCACUGAGGGAUACUGGCUCAUUGGUGGACAGUGUCAGGAUAUUGAUGAAUGUCGCUAUGGUUACUGCCAACAGCUGUGUGCCAACGUCCCUGGCUCUUACUCCUGCUCCUGUAACCCCGGCUUUAUCCUCAAUCCGGACAGCAGGACCUGUCAUGAUGUGGACGAGUGUGAAGAAGAGCCUUGCAGUCACGGCUGCUUCAACACUUAUGGCUCCUUUAUGUGCAACUGUGACGAGGGGUUUGAGUUGGCGGCCGAUGGCACUACUUGCAUUGACUUGGAUGAGUGCAGCUUCUCUGAGUUUCUGUGUCAGCACCGCUGUGUGAACGUGCCGGGCUCCUUCUCCUGCAUCUGUCCGCCGGGAUAUUAUGUAUUCGAGGACGGCAGGAGCUGCGAAGAUAUCAAUGAAUGUGACACUGGUAACAACACCUGUACAACAGCACAAGUAUGUUUCAAUUUCCAGGGAGGCUACACAUGCCUGAAUUCUUUACAGUGUCCCUCACCUUACAUCGAAGUUAGUGACAAUCAGUGUAUGUGCUCAGCUGAGAACCCUGCCUGCAGGGACAAGCCCUUCACCAUCUUGUACCGACACAUGGACAUGUCGUCGGGACGCACUGUCCCUGCAGACAUCUUCCAGAUGCAGGCCACCACGCGCUACCCGGGCGCCUUCUACAUCUUCCAGAUAAAGUCGGGCAACGAUGGCCGAGAGUUUUACAUGAGGCAAACCAGUAACGUGAGCGCCACUCUGGUGUUGUCGCGGCCACUCAAGGGGCCGAGGGAGGUGGUGCUGGAUUUGGAGAUGGUCACCGUCAACCACGUCAUCAACUUCCGAGGCAGCUCCAUCAUUCGCCUGACGAUAUUUGUUUCGGAACACCCGUUCUAAGUUUCUCCUUCACGCCACCCACUACCCAACACCCCCACCCCCACCACCACCAAACGAACUUCAUCAUUGUACCCGAACUCCGGAGCCGCUCUCGUCUCACGUGCAGCUGAUGUAAUGCUGUGACAGCUCAUCAUCACUUCUUUUGGUUGUUUGUUGUUUCCUUUUCAAACAUUAUGUCAUCCUCAGUCAAGACACGUCCGAUAAAGACUCAGCUGUUCUGCUGAUGGGAAGCAUCCACUGCGCUCUAGUCCCCGCCCUGGUAUAAUGGACACAGAGCUUUUAUGGCUUCAUUCUGUACACACACACACACACACACACACACACACACACAGGGAUAUUAAUGGUGUACAAUUUCUAACAUCCUCUAUUUAGAAAAUGAUGGAAACCACACUCACUGAAACUCAGUGUAUCCUGAGUGUCAGUGUGUUUUCUUUCUCUCCAUCUCUCUCUCUUGUGUUUUGUUAUUUUUUAAAAAUGUGUUUCCUCAGUUAUGUGUGUGUGUGUGCGUGUGUGCGCGUGUGAAUGUUCAUCCCUUCAGAUAAGCUGUGAAGAGUCGAGAGCUGUCGCUGAAUGUUGAGUGUCCUCUGAGCUCAGCAGCGUCAGUGAGCCCGUGCGACGCCGUGUCAUCGUGCAGUGUUUUUGUUUUUUUGAAAUGAUGUAACAAUCAGUCAUAAACUGAAUUAUUGAUCACUGUUUUCUUUUGGAACAAUAAAUGAUUUCACACACACACGUGA
Molecule: messenger RNA, 2434 nt
Organism: Solea solea (common sole)
Lineage: Eukaryota; Metazoa; Chordata; Actinopteri; Pleuronectiformes; Soleidae
Gene: fbln5
Product: fibulin 5
Exons: 11
Coding region: 303-1700 (465 amino acids)
Molecular function (GO): calcium ion binding
Source: RefSeq, a predicted model, not a curated record